GUUGCCUGAAGAUUACAUCAGGUUGAACAUUCGUGUUGUGUUGUCGACGCUCAAAGACCUAAAAGAAUCUUAAAAAUUGUCGUGAAUAGUUUAGGUCAAAGGAACAUUAUUUUAUUACAUCACAAUGUGCGGUAUUUGGGCAAUAUUCGGUUUAGACUCCAACCUCCAUACGGUGUGUGGAAAUUCUUUCACUAAAAUAUCUCAUAGAGGACCUGACGCCUGGAGGGUCGAAUACGAUCGACAAAUUAAGCGAUGUUGUGUUGGUUUCCAUAGGCUUACGAUUGUCGAUUGCACUUAUGGGAUGCAACCAAUGAAACUGCAUCAGUAUCCCCAUUCCAUGCUUAUCUGUAAUGGUGAACUCUACAACUGCAAAGAAUUAGCGAAAGAACAUUCCUUCAACUACGAGACGUUCAGUGAUGUCGAAUGCAUUUUCCACUUAUAUAAAAAGUUCGGCAUCGAAAAAUGCGUGAAGAGCUUGGACGGUGUGUUCGCAUUUUGUAUUGUAGAUGUAUCAAAAAGAAAGGUACUACUAGGCAGGGAUCCCUACGGCGUUCGACCUUUGUUUCGAAUACUUAGUGCCGAUGGAGUGUUAGGCAUUUGCUCUGAGGCAAAAGGUUUGACAGGCGUUGGGGAUGAAUUAAACGGACAUUCCAAAAUCUUAAAACCAUUCCCUCCAGGUAGUUAUGAGGAGUAUGAUAUCCUGGAGAACGGAACUGUUAAACUGGUACGGAGCGAGACAUAUUUUCUACCAGGGGUGAAACCUUCCUUUAAGACUUUCGUGCCUUGGGAAGAUCUUCUUCCAAAUAAGCACCAGGAGAAUAUAGUAAAGCUGCUGACGAUGGCUGUGAAAAAGAGAUUAAUGGCCGAUAGGCGGUUAGGAUGUCUGCUGUCGGGUGGACUGGAUUCGUCCCUUGUAGCCGCCCUGCUGGUGCAAGAGGCAAAGAAGGUGAACUUGCCAUAUAAAAUACAGUCUUUUGCAAUAGGUAUGGAAGGCAGUCCGGACCUGCCCAAGGCUCGCGAAGUCGCGAACUUUAUCGGCACCGAACACCACGAGGUCAUCUUCACAGAGGAAGAUAUCGCCAGUGUUUUGGAUGAUGUCAUAUACACCCUGGAAACGCCAGAUAUAACAACCAUCAGGGCAUCGAUAGGGAUGUACUUGAUUGCCAAAUACGUCCUCGACAACACCGACACGACCGUUCUAUUUAGCGGGGAAGGCAGCGACGAAGUGGCGCAGGGAUAUAUUUACUUUAAGGAUGCUCCGGAUGCGAAAGCUGCACAUGAGGACAGCGUGAGGCUGUUGAGAGAAAUUUAUCUGUUCGACGGCUUGCGGGCUGACAGAACGAUGGCAGCCCAAAGUUUAGAACUUAGAGUACCAUUUCUGGAUUUGCAGUUCACAAACUACUACCUCAACAUAGAUCCAGAAUUGAGAAGACCGAAAGAUGGCAUUGAGAAGUACCUUCUGAGGUCCGCUUUCGACAAAUUAAAUUUGUUACCUCACGAUAUUCUCUGGAGACCUAAAGAAGCUUUCAGCGACGGUAUAGCCUCCACAAAGAAGUCCUUGUUUACUAUCCUGCAGGAGAUUAUCGAUAAGAGAAUGCCCGAACCGUUUGUUCAGGAUAUCGUUUCCCAGAACUACCCCCAUUGUACCCCAAAAACUAAAGAGGCAUUAUACUACAGAACCACGUUCGAGAAGAAUUAUCCGAAAAUGGCAGAAAAUUUCUUGCCCUAUUUCUGGAUGCCCAGAUGGAUUGAAGGCGUUACAGAUCCAUCCGCCAGGUUUAUAAAACACUACGCGGCUGCCGAAAAAUAAGUUUUAAUAUAGCUAUUUAAUUUG
Molecule: messenger RNA, 1834 nt
Organism: Cylas formicarius (sweet potato weevil)
Lineage: Eukaryota; Metazoa; Arthropoda; Insecta; Coleoptera; Brentidae
Product: asparagine synthetase [glutamine-hydrolyzing]
Exons: 9
Coding region: 125-1810 (561 amino acids)
Cellular component (GO): cytosol
Molecular function (GO): asparagine synthase (glutamine-hydrolyzing) activity
Source: RefSeq, a predicted model, not a curated record